CACCGACAUCUGCCGCUGUGAAGCGAUGCAAGCGCUCUUUCCUGCGCCGCCAGCAUGGGCAGUGCAGGCGGUACAACCAAUCUGCGACCUGAUCACCCUGCCAAUGCUCUCGCGGCACUUGCAUGUCGUCAUCGGUGCAGCGUUCUUCUACCACGGUGUCAUGAAGGUCUCGGCCUUGAUCAGUCCCGUCUUUAGCAGCUACAACAAACUCGAUCGACGCACUAAAGUCAACUGGGACAUUCACACAGUUUCCUUUGUGCAAGCAAUCAUCAUCUUGUACUACUCGUAUAUUGUCCAUGUGUGGGAUAUUGCGUUGCACCAGGACAAGGUUGACGCCUAUUCUCCCUAUGCCGGUGAUGUUUACGCACUGGCUUGCGGGUAUUUUCUGUGGGAUUCAUACGUGAGUCUCAAGUACAUGCGGUGGUUCGGCUUUGGCUUUGUCUUUCACGGCCUAGCGUCUCUGCAAAUCUUCAGCUUCAGCUACAGACCGCUCUUACAGUAUUGGGGUCCCAUCUUUCUUGCGUUUGAGGCGUCUACGCCGUUUCUCAAUAUCCAUUGGUACUUGGACAAAGUCGGCAUGACUGGAUCACGCCUACAACGGGUCAACGGCGCCUUUCUACUCGCGACUUUCUUCCUUGUGCGCAUCGUCUGGGGCUGGUACUCGGCAUACAACUUGUUCACAAUGCUCUGGGCAUUGUACAAAGCUGGUCGCAGAGACUUUCAAGGAUUCGGGAUUGUCUAUUUUGUGUCCAACAUGUCGCUCAAUCUGCUAAAUUUGUACUGGUUCUGGAAGAUGAUUGAGUCGCUCAAGAAGCGCGUCAAGCCGGUAAAGAAGGCACAGUAACUGAGCUGCAGCCUGAGAGCAGCCGCUGCAUCGUCAAGUAGCAGUGCUAGUGGUACAGCACGCGAGAGCGACUUGAAUACAUGUGCCAUAGCUUUAGACUUGCGCUUUAGAUGAUAAGGCAUCAUGCGAUGAAGAGUUGCUCAUAGCAGCCAUGAUGCAGCUGUUAUAGUGUAGAUGUGCUUCCAGGAGGCAUACAUUGAUUCUCGUACGAAUUGC
Protomyces lactucae-debilis is the source of this 1060-nucleotide messenger RNA. Its product is annotated as DUF887 family protein. The transcript has a single exon. NCBI's taxonomy places the organism in Eukaryota, Fungi, Ascomycota, Taphrinomycetes, Taphrinales, Protomycetaceae. Bases 26 to 844 code for a protein of 272 amino acids. Gene Ontology annotation, biological process: lipid homeostasis. The record is from RefSeq and is a predicted model, not a curated record. Gene Ontology annotation, cellular component: endoplasmic reticulum; membrane.